Molecule: messenger RNA, 8019 nt
Organism: Apus apus (common swift)
Lineage: Eukaryota; Metazoa; Chordata; Aves; Apodiformes; Apodidae
Gene: PDE5A
Product: phosphodiesterase 5A
Exons: 21
Coding region: 322-2784 (820 amino acids)
Biological process (GO): signal transduction
Molecular function (GO): 3',5'-cyclic-GMP phosphodiesterase activity; protein binding
Source: RefSeq, a predicted model, not a curated record
GUUCGGGGGCGGCUGCUCGGCGCUCGCCUCUCCUCCCUCUUGGUUCUUGCGAAGAACCUGAUGUUAAAGACCUGAGGAGUUCGUCCGGGCUUUCCGAUCUCUGGCUUGACAUGCUGCCUUUUGGAGAUAAGACGAGGUAUUUGCUCACCGUUGCCACACUUCAGCAGUGGGACUUCAAGUUGAAAGCGAGUAAAUUUGGCUAUUUUUAGAAGUGGAGUCAGGUUUCCAUUUUGAAUAUUUUCCGAUAAACAAAGCAGUGGGGAUGCAGAGCACAAGCGAUCUGCAGCUCCUACGGUACAUCUUAGCGGAGAGCUCGGAGAAAUGGUUAAUGCAUGGUUUUCUGAGAGAGUUCAUACCAUCCCUGUCUGCAAGGAGGGAACCAAGUCCCAGAGUGAAUCCUGUGCUUGUCACCAGCCUGUCUGUGCUGAGACCACCAACUCUGGGACGCCAGCAAGGAAAAUCUCUGCUUCUGAAUUUGACAGACCUUUAAGGCCUAUUUUUGUCAAGGACUCAGUAGGAGCAGUGAGCUUCCUCUCCGACUCUGAAAGGAAGGAACAGAUGCCUCUGCAAUCUCCAAGAAUUGAGACCAGUGCAGGGGAUCAGUGCUCAAGACUGUUAGAACUUGUGAAAGAUAUUUCUAGUCACUUAGAUGUCACAGCGCUUUGCCAUAAAAUUUUCCUACAUAUCCAUGAGCUUAUAGCAGCUGAUCGCUACUCCCUGUUCUUGGUCUGUGAGGAUAGCUCUAAUGAGAAGUUUCUUGUAAGCAGGCUGUUUGAUGUGGCAGAAGGUUCCACCCUGGAAGAAGCUUCCAAUAACUGCAUUCGCCUGGAGUGGAACAAGGGCAUUGUGGGUCACGUAGCAGCGAUCGGCCAGCCUCUGAACAUCAAGAAUGCCUAUGAGGAUCCAAGGUUCAAUGCAGAAGUUGACCAGAUCACAGGGUAUAAGACUCAGAGUAUUCUCUGUAUGCCAAUAAAGAAUCAUAGGGAAGAGGUUGUUGGUGUGGCUCAAGCAAUCAAUAAGAAAUCUGGAAUUGGUGGCACUUUCACUGAACAAGAUGAAAAGGAUUUUGCUGCAUAUUUGGCAUUUUGUGGAAUUGUUCUUCACAAUGCUCAGCUGUAUGAGACAUCUUUGCUUGAGAACAGGCGGAAUCAGGUACUUCUUGAUCUUGCCAGCCUGAUUUUUGAAGAACAGCAGUCUUUGGAAGUAAUUUUGAAGAAGAUAACUGCCACUAUAAUAUCCUUCAUGCAAGUGCAGAGGUGUACCAUCUUCAUAGUGGAUGAAGAUUGCACUGAUUCAUUUUCUAGUGUGUUUCACAUGGAAUCUGAGGAAUUAGAAGAUUCAGCUGAAAAUAUGAAGAGGGACUAUGAUACAAACAAAAUAAAUUAUAUGUAUGCUCAGUAUGUCAAGAAUACGAUGGAGCCGCUCAACAUCCCAGAUGUCUGCAAAGACAGAAGAUUUCCCUGGACAAAUGACAGUGCAGAAAAUAUAAGUCAACACAUAAAGAGUUUGCUGUGUACACCAAUAAAAAAUGGGAAAAAGAAUAAAGUGAUAGGGGUUUGCCAGCUUGUGAAUAAGAUGGAAGAAAACUCGAGCAAAAUCAAGGCUUUCAACAGAAAUGAUGAGCAGUUCCUGGAAGCAUUUGUCAUCUUUUGUGGCUUGGGGAUCCAGAAUACCCAGAUGUAUGAAGCUGUAGAAAGAGCCAUGGCCAAACAGAUGGUGACAUUGGAGGUUCUCUCAUACCACGCUUCUGCUGCUGAGGAGGAAACGAGGGAGCUGCAGGUAACAGCGGCUGCUGUAGUACCAUCCGCACAAUCUCUUAACCUGACUGACUUCAACUUCAGUGAUUUUGAGCUAUCAGAUUUUGAAACAACACUGUGCACAAUUCGAAUGUUCACAGACCUCAACCUGGUGCAGAAUUUCCAAAUGAAACAUGAGGUCCUCUGCAGAUGGAUUUUAAGUGUAAAGAAAAAUUAUCGGAAAAAUGUUGCUUAUCACAAUUGGAGACAUGCCUUUAAUACAGCACAAUGCCUGUUUGCUGCUUUAAAAUCUGGUAAAAUUCAGAGCAAACUGACUGACUUAGAAACACUGGCUUUGCUGAUAGCAACUCUAAGCCAUGAUUUGGAUCACAGGGGAGUGAACAACUCUUACAUACAAAGAAGUGAACAUCCACUGGCUCAACUGUAUUGCCACUCAAUCAUGGAGCAUCAUCAUUUUGAUCAAUGCCUUAUGAUCCUGAAUAGUCCAGGAAAUCAGAUUCUCAGCAGCCUUUCCAUUGAAGAAUACAAGGCCACACUGAAAAUGAUAAAACAAGCCAUUCUUGCCACAGACCUGGCAUUAUACAUAAAGAGGAGAGGAGAAUUUUUUGAACUUCUACAGAAGAAGCAAUUCAAUUGGGAAGACCCUACACAGAAGGAGCUAUUUUUAGCAAUGCUGAUGACUGCUUGUGAUUUAUCAGCCAUAACCAAACCAUGGCCAGUUCAGCAACGAAUUGCUGAGCUUGUAGCUGCUGAGUUCUUUGAUCAAGGAGAUAAAGAGCGGAAGGAACUCAACAUAGAGCCAACAGAUCUAAUGAACAGAGAGAAGAAAAAUAAAAUUCCCAGCAUGCAGGUUGGAUUCAUAGAUGCUGUCUGUUUGCAGCUGUAUGAGGCCCUAACGCAUGUGUCAGAGGCCUGCUACCCUUUACUGGAUGGCUGUAGAAAAAAUAGGCAGAAAUGGCAAUCCUUAGCUGAACAACAAGAGAAGAAUCUGAUUAAUGGAGAAAGCAACCAAGCCAAACGGAACUGAGACGCUGAUUUAACAACCACAAGCUUAAGUUCACAUAGACGACACAGUAAUAGAGGAGUACUGCAUUUUGCUAAACACUCUAUGAAUUGGCUUAUAUUUUGCCACUGCUGUAUUAUUUUUCCACAUUUCAAGAUAUAGCAUGACUAUGUAUAUGCAAAGAUUAUAUAAAGACAGAAUGUUUCUCUUAUUACAUCUGACUGAGAUGGAAGAAAGAUCCGCAAUUGUAGUUUUUGCUGCCCUAUUCCACAAGAAGGUACGAGUGCAGUUACUCCAUUGUCCCCAAGAGUCUAUUACUUUAUAGAUGUAUAUAGUUAUUUAGUGAUCACAUUGUGGCCAGUAUCUUAAAGACUACUGCAUUUCACACCUUUUUUCCUCUUCCGGUCUUGCUGUGUUGUUAUAAAAGUAAUGAGCAGUCUUGCCCGUUCUCUUCCCAGAGGUUCAGAGGAAAGAUUGGGACUAACUGGGGAGCCUAAUCCAGCAUAUACUAUGAUAACUUCUUUCAGGAGAUAGAACUGGGCUUUGGAGCCAGAAUCUGUGCCCCAGCAGUUUUUUUCAGAUUAGAAGAAUGUCUUAGCAAACAUCUUACAUUUGGAGAAAGUUUAUAAACCCUGCGAAUUACUAGGCAGUGGGGUUCUGAGGAGUUUUGUGGUAGAAGUGUCAUAAUUAUCCAUGCACAAUGGAACCUGCUUGAAGAUUUAUGAAAUGUCUAAACAUAACUGACAAACUGCUGUGGAAGAAUGGCUCUCAAGCUGGAAGAAGCACACAAAGAAAUGGAAACUAAACAGAAUCAUGUUUAUAUGCUGGUUUUAACUUCAUUUGGAAGUUGAAUUUAACAUUACCCUAACCCACAGACUGAAUCACAGGUAGGAAGAGCAGAAGAUAAUGUGACUGCAAGAGCAAGAGAUGAAAAUCUGAAUCAAGAAUGAUGCAGAAAUGGCACACUUCUGGUGAUGAUCAAUGAUGGAUUCUUUGGGCCAGUGCUAUUAUGAAAUGGCUGUGACCACUUUGAAGAAAGUUUUAUGUUAAUAUGUUUUAAAAAUCAUUAUUAGCAUUAGUUAAUGUUAACAAUGAUUAAUCACAGUGUCUUAAAGGAAUAGGAAAAAAGAAUACCAAAAGCAAAAAUAGGCAAGAAUGCUACAGGGAUUUGCCAUUUGUAUAUGAGGCAUUAAUAUUCAGAAAAGUAAGAAAUCUAUUAGCUUGCACUAGUAAAAAAAGCAAAAUUAAUAUUUUAUUUAAAUCACUAAUAAAAAUUGUUUUGAGUUGGGAACCAAUUCAAGAAAAUAUACACAUUAGACAAAUCCCAAAAGAGUAAUACAAAUAGAGUACUAAUCUUUGGGUAGACACCUUAGGAAUUAAUGUCAACAAUAUAAGAUUGGUUAUCAGUAGGUGUAACUUUGGCUGCACAGAGACACCUAAAAAUGGUUUUGGGUUUUUUUUUAAUCUAUAGUAAUUAUUUUUUCAGUUAAAAUCAGCAACAGUAUUAGACAAAAUAAUACAUUUCGGAUUGUACUUUGAAGUGUGGAAGUUUAUUUCUAUCACAAUAAUCCAGAAAAAUCUAGUUGGAAACUGCAAUCAAUUCUUCUUUCCAGAAGAUUAUCAAUGUAAGAGCUGGCCAGAAAGUAAAAACAACCUCUUUUUAAUCAGUGUCUGCAUUUAGAUAAACUAUACCAGAAGCUAACAAAAGAUGAAGCAAAUGUUUCAAAAUGUUUGACAAUACUGUUUCAUAGUCAAUUUUUUAAAAUGUAGAAUAAAGUAUUCUGACUGUCUGCCGCAUUUCUGCCAACCUAAAUUAUUUGUCACUGAUUAAAUCCUAUCUCAAACUUCUCUAAUGAAUACCAAUAAUCAAUAUAUUAUUGCAGUUGAAUCUGAAAACAUUUUUCUACAAAAGGAUUUGUUCUGAGUUUUUUUCCAGAUUUUUCAAAAAAAGUGUGGAAUUUGACAAUAAUUAAGAACUUCAGGAAGUACUCCAUAUGUGUAUUUAUAUGCAUACACAGUAAAAGAUAUGUAUGUAGUAUGUCACAGCUAUGCAGAAAAAUGGCAGCAGCCUGCCCUCCCCAACACACAUGCCCUCCAAAAAAACUUUUUAGGUACUUUUUGGUAAAUAGGAAACUUGGUUUCAGGAUUUGCAUAGUCCUUGUAUAUUCUUUUCCUUGAAUGCUGGAGGUACUAAACUAUAAUUACUAUGCUAACAGAUGAAAUACAUAUUUAAUAUAAAUAUUAUUAGACUAUAUGUAUAUAAGGGUGUAUUCUGCUAGUAUGGUUGAGACUAGUAAUUCAUGGUGACAACACAGGAAACCAGCCACAGUGGUAUUACAGUAUAGUGACAUCAUCUACAUUAAGAUCCCAGAAUUUCUUUGCUAUAUUGUGUGUUCAACAAAGCUUUAUUAUGACAUAAAUUUAUAACUACUACAAAGGAGUGCUGGAUUCAUACUUUUGACUUGAAAAAAGGACAUGACAUUGCAUUUUUCAAAGGUUCACUUAAAAUUAAUUCAGUUACAUAGUAUGUGCAUGUAUUUAAUUAUGUAUCUCUACACAUGUAUCCUACAGAAUCUCUUCUACUACAAAUUGGAACAUAUAUAGAAAUACAGUUCCUAGUAAAUGAAACAUUUAAAUGUCAUAAUACACAUGUAUCUGUAAAUAUUCCUACAAAACCAAACCCUUUAAACUACUGGUUUAAGAACCUUAAAAGCAUAGAUUGCUGUACUUCCUGAAAUUUCAGAGUGAUCAAAUUGCUUAUAGCGUUUUGCUCUGCCUGAAAAUAAGGUCAGAGUGUGCCAGUUUUGUGUCAUAGUGUUGUGUGAACUGUUUGCAGAAAUUGCUCAUUCCUUUCAUAAUGGAAACAGGUGACAAUAGGAAAAAAAUCCAGGCUGUUUUGUGCCUGAAAUUCAUUGCCUUCAGAAUUCAACAUUUUCAAACCCAGCUAGUGGAUGACAGCUAUGGAGCUACCAUUAAUUUCAGCAUGAGUUCCAAAUUAUUUUAGUCAGGUCUGAAACAUUCUCCCCAACUUACAUUGUCUAGCUAAAACAAUCAGUGUGGAUUAUACAAGAAACAAGUUGAAAUGGAGUUUAUUACUUUGUCACUUCAGUCCUAAGUCCAUUAAAACCACUGUGAAAUUUGAUAUUUAAGUCUUCAGGUACAGAAUUUGUGCCAGUAAUUUUUAAUACUUGUCUCAGUAAAGACACCUAAGUUAGUGUCCUACUUGUUCUCAGACACAGACAUGUUUUCUUUUAAAGUCACUCUGCAGCACAGCUUAAUGUUUAAAGUAAACUUUUCUUUGAUUUUAUUCCCCUUCUGAAAAAAACAACAACUUGUCUUACACAAAAUUAUUAAUUAACCAUACCUCUGAAUUAAAAAUAACAGUGAGGCUCUUAAGUUGUAGAUAGUACUUCUUUUCCAACAAGUCAGUCACACAUCCAUUACUAGCUGUAUAAUGUUUAGGUUUUCUAUUAUCUCAUACAACAGAAGAAAAGGGAAAAUAAUGUAUUGUUGUUUUUUGAAAUUGCAUUUAUUUUUACUUAGCAGUUUCAAAUGAAGAGCAGAUUACUCUCCUAUCUUCACAGAAUACAAGUGAGCUAGUGACAAAAGUGAGUAAUCUGUUCCGCUGAUGACCAGUUGAUCUCUCUUUAGAAGAGAGGACUGAAGCCUGAUUUUAUGCAUCACCCUCUGGCAACCGUGUCCAUGUAAAUAGAAACUUUUGGACUCCAAUCCAAAGCAUUUCAUCUGGUGGUGGCACAAACUGACAAAACCAGAACACUAAUUCAAAUAUGAUAUUUUUCAAAAUUACUAAUUUUGAAAAAAAAUUUAAUCAAAACCUGAUUUUCAGACCUAUUAUGCAGAAAGAUUAUGAAGAGUCAGAUCUAGCCCCUUAGAAUUAAGAGGCUGUUGCUUGAGCAAUUUGGUUGAUGCCUCUUGUAGUUAUGCAUGAGAAGAUAGAAGAGUUUACAUGGAAAAAAUGCCUCACUUAUAAUGGAUUAAUGCAUUUUUAAAGUUUUUAUAGAGACCUAGUAUUUCAGACAACUUUAUACAUAAGCUUUAGUUAGGAGUCGUGUCUCUGUGUUGCUGUAGUUCCUUCUUCAUGUCAAGUCACAUGCAGUUUACAUUCUACAAGUUUCAGCUUUAUUUUACAAUUCCCUGCUGUACUUCUUCAGAGACUUGCACUAAUUAGAAAGAUAAGCUUGAACACUGGACCUUGAAUUAAAAAAAUUUAGUUUGGCCAGAGUGUGAGAAAUUAUGAGGGCUGGAUUUUUAGGUUUGGAAACAUCACAGAAUCUGGCCUGGUAAUUAGUGACACUUGCUAAAUACAGCUAAUUCCAACACUAAGAAAUUUUAUCUUUGUCAUUGCUAGAUGAAUGGCAAUUGCAUGGGAAAGUUUAUUUUCCACAUACAGAAAUUUGUUUCCAUAGAGAAACUCAUCUCUAAGUACCACUGUUUGUAAUUGUGUAUUUAUGUGACGAUGCUAUAUAACAGCUAGUUUCCACUAACUUUCACAGCAUGAGCUUGUCAUGCCAGGGCCUAAGGCAUGCUCAAAUGCCCAUUUGAAGUCAGUUAUAUGAUUCCCAUUUACCUCAGCGAGAGCUGGACUGAGCUGUAUAGAAAGUGAAAGAAUGGCUCAAAUCCAACUUUUUCACCUAUAGAGAGGGACCAAACUCUUACUCUUGGUAACACCUGCCUCACCUGCUGUUUGCUGUAUUCAGCUAUUCCUGCUAAUGCCCAAGAUACCUUACAGAUGUAACUGAAGUUAGAAUUUGAGCCCUCUAUGUGUUCACAUGGCAGACACCUGCAUGUGUGUCUUAAAGAAUGUAGUGUGAAAUGCACUGUAAAUAGUUUUAACAUACAUUUCUAUUAUAGUUUAAUAAAAAUCUUAAUCACAGUCACUAGCCACUGAGUUUGUCCAUUUGUAUGCUUUUAUCUUAAAAAUAUUUGAAAAAAUAUAGUUUCUGGGCACAGUAUUUUUGUACUAGGUUAAGGAGGUUACUCUGUAUAUUAUGUUUUGCAUUCAAGCAGUAUUAAAGUCUUCUUAAUGUUAUGUGUUCUUGCUUGCAUCUGUCCUAUGACUACUUAGGUAUAUUACUUAAGAGAAUCAUUAGUCCUACUUGCUGUACAGCUGAUAGAGAACAAAGAGUCAUAUAAUUCUCUAUGGUCAAACUGCUGGUUAUUACUUUUCUCAUUCUUCUGUUUAUACUGUUUUCAUGCUUUUUAAAAUAAAAAGGAUUAUGUCAAAUUUUGUUAAUAUUA